AAUAUUGCGGGUUUUGGUUAAGUUCAAUCGACUGGAUCGCACUGUUACAUGAAAUGACAUGGCUGUGAAGUUGGUGAACUUUAAUUCUGUAUCAUUUCGGCUGUUAAAGUCCCCCCUCCUCUCAUCUGUACACCCUCCUCCGCUGCCCACUCUAAACACACCUCCCUCUCCUCCAGUCCUCCUCCUCUUAAGGCUACUUCGCCAGAUGGUGCAGCCUUUUCUUUUGUUUACCCAUCGCCCCUGAGUUUACCCAACUAACCUUAGCUACGCAACUAUGGAAACUUCUCGGGGAGCAUCACCGCCGGACACCGACAAGUAACCUGCCUGGAGAAAAGAUGGUGACACCAGGAUGGGAGGCCUAGCAAGGUGGUGCCAAAGCUGAGGCUUGGGCUCUCACCCACCUGCUGCAUUUUGAACUGUUGCUCAUUUUUCGUAGCAAACUGACACCAGGGCUGCUUGACGAGAAGAUAAGACGUUGGAGGCACGCUGCAUUCUUGCUUGAGUAGAGAUUAGGGACCUACAAUGACAAAUGUAAAUUGAAACUCACUGAAUAAAUGGACAAGAGAAAGUUUCCUGGCACAAUGUCCAGGCAAAUGGACGUGUCAUCCAAAAGGCGCCCCGUCGGUGGCAGUGGUCUGAACUUCCCUCAGUCUCAGCAGGGUCGUAUACGGGCUGUGGAGGUAGCAAGAGGGAGAACAGGGUAUGGCUUUACGCUGUCAGGCCAAAGCCCUUGUGUCCUUAGCUGCAUCCUGAAAGGGAGCCCUGCUGACUAUGUGGGGUUGCGCUCUGGGGACUACAUCCUCUCUGUGAAUGACAUCAACGUCUCCAAGGCGUCACACGAAGAUGUGGUCAAACUGAUCGGACGCUGCUCUGGUGUUUUGAAACUAGUAAUCGCUGAGGGAGAACGUCAGAGGCGACACCACCAACGCUCUGCCGGCGGUCGUCACCAUAGCAGCAACACAAUGGCGGCAUCCUACCUGGACUCAUGCUCCAGUGAUGAUGAGUUGGAUGGUUUCUACGAUAACAGUAUUAACAAUAACAACAACAGCAGGUCAGGCUGUGGAGCCCGUGGAGGCUGGUACAAACCCAAACUGGACACUAAGCAGCUGGGCAUCAACCGGGCAGAGAAGGUGGUGGCAGAGCUGCAGUCUGGAGGAAUUUUUAACAUGAUCUUUGAGAACUCCAGCCACUCCUCCAGCAGCUCAGACAAAGAGAGACCUGGGGUUAGUACAUCCUCAUCAAAGCCACGUCCGCUGUCUGAUCCUGAAUUCCCAGCAUAUCGGAAUUCCUCUCGUUCCCAGAGCAACCCAAACCUCCUCUCUGAAGAGGAGAUGGCCCAAGUUCUGAAUGAUGAUUCGGUCUUCCUAGAAUCAGACUUUCGGCAUCUCCACCUUCACCACCAUGAAGAACAGGAUGUUGAUGAUGGAGAUGGGGGCGACUUGGGCCUAGAGCCCAGUGAGGGUAUCCUCAAUGUGGGAAUGAUUGUUGGCUAUCUGGGCUCCAUUGAGCUUGCUUCCACAGGCACAAAUCUAGAAAGUGACAGUCUGCAGGCCAUCAGAGGGAGCAUGAGGCGCCUCCGGGCUGAGCAAAAGAUUCAUUCAUUGGUCCUCAUGAAGGUUAUGCAUGACAGUGUGCGUCUGUGCAGUGACAGAGGUCAGGUCCUGGCCACCUAUCCUGCAGAAAAACUAGCCUUCAGUGCAUGCUGUCCCGAUGACCGGCGAUUCUUCGGACUGGUAACGAUGCAAGCUACAGAUAACCAUGAUGAUAGGCACUUCAGCAUUGCACGAGAUGACGAGGGGAGUUUAAGGACUUCUUGUCAUGUGUUUAUUGUGGACCCAGAUCUGUGUCACCACCAAGUCCAUCUGGGUGUUGCCAGAAGAUUUGGCUUUGAGUGUACCCCUGACCCAGACACAGGUGGCUGCUUGGAAUUCCCACCCAGCUCUCAGCCUCUCCUCCAGUUUGUUUCUGUCCUUUACCGGGACAUGGGAGACAACAUCGAAGGGGUUCGCGCCCGUGCUUUCCAUGACCCAGACAACGAUGCCCAGCAAAACCACAGCACCAGUAGCAACAGCGAUAGUGGGAUUGGCAACUUUUUACCAGAGGAAAAGAGCAACAGAGUGCUUUUAGUUGACCUUGGAGGUCCUCCAAAUCACAACCACGUCUCUGGGCCGCGCCACUGGGACAGCCCACCGUCAUCGCAGCAGGCUUGGAGUCCCACCCUGGGAGCAGCAGCCUCUCAUCCACCUCCUCCAACGCUGAGAAAUGGCCACUAUCGUAAUGACCCCCACCUGGCUGAUCUUCCUCACCCUCUCCCCUUAUCUCACCCUGAUGUCCCUGUCAGGCACUCACGAGGGGUCAACCCACACCACUACUCAUCAGGGAAGCGGGGAGGAGCUGUUGGGGGAGGAGAAUGGAGAGGGGCUGGAGGAGCAGUAGGGGUGGAACCGCAGAGGUGGCUACCAGUCCAUGUGUUGAGAGACUGGCGUCAGCAGCACCACCACAGCCACCUCCAGGGCCUCAGCAGCGAUCAGGAAUCCUACGCAGAAUCCACUGACGGAUGGUCAUCUGCCAACUGCAGCACCCUGCCCCCACCGAUGAAUAAGAUCCCGGCCGACCGCUAUCGCGCUCCGCUGGCGCCUGGAGACCACCUGCCACCACCUGGAGGGAGCCAGCCUCCACCUCCGUCACAUCCCCACACCCACCGUCUGGCUGUUCAGAAAGAUGAGUGGGCUAAGAAGUUAUUUGGUACAGGAGACAGGGAGCGGACAGGAGCAGAGAGAAGUGAAAAAGAGAAGAAACGAGGAGGGAAUGUCAAAGAGGGAGAGAAAAAGGGCGGUCGUUUCCGAGGUUUGACCAUGGGAUUCCCACCUCUCCAGCAGCGCUCCUCAGCUAGGCGCUCCUUUGGACGCUCCAAACGUCUCAGCUUGGCCCGCUCCCUGGAUGAUCUUGAGUCUGCUGCAGUCUCUGAUGGAGAGCUGAACAGCGUGGAGCUGCAGGGCUGCAGCAGUGACAACAGCCUCAACAGUAAUGCCAGCCUGCCUAGUGUCCAGAGCCACCGGCGCCACACUGAGAGGAGAGUGGCCAGCUGGGCCGUGUGCUUUGAGAGACUGCUGCAGGACCCCGUGGGGGUCCGCUACUUCUCGGAGUUCCUAAAGAAAGAGUUCAGUGAGGAGAAUAUCCUGUUCUGGCAAGCGUGCGAAUUCUUCAGCCAUGUCCCUGAGAACGACAACAAACAGCUCUCUCAGCGAGCCAGAGAGAUCUACAACACCUUCCUGUCCAGUAAAGCUACAACACCAGUUAACAUUGACAGUCAAGCUCAGCUUGCUGAUGACAUCCUCAAUGCCCCAAAACCCGACAUGUUCAAGGAGCAGCAACUACAGAUUUUCAACCUGAUGAAGUUUGACAGUUACACAAGGUUUCUCAAGUCUCUGCUGUACCAGGAGUGUAUGCUGGCAGAGGUUGAGGGCAGACCAUUGCCUGAUCCUUACCACAUCCCAAGCAGCCCCACCUCCAAACACAGCACCACUGGCUCUGACCGCUCCAACCUCUCUACACCCAAGAAGGAGGAUAAAAAGAGCAAAUCGGGUCGAUCUGUAAAUGAGGACAGAGGAGAUGAUUCGGGAGAUCGGAAGAAAGGGAUGUUUUUCUCUUGGUCCCGAAACAGGAGUUUUGGCAAAGGGCCCAAGAAACGAGAGCUGACAGACUUUAACUACAACUUUGCUGGCAGCAAUGGCCGCCGUGAGUCUCAGGGUUCGCUGUCUUCAGGAGCCAGCCUGGAGCUUGGGACGUCAGGGUUGGGAAGGAAUGAGGGUGAUGUUUCUCGUAGUGCAUUAUCAGUGUCAGCAGAGCGAGGAGGAGGCGGCGCCCCCUUCAGGCAGUGUAAUAUAACUUUGCCAGAUGGCUCGUGUUGCUCUGUGCCACUGAAGGCAGGCGUGUCCAUCAGAGAUCUGCUGUUGGGCAUCUGUGAGAAGCUCUGCAUCAACCUGGCAGCUAUAGACCUCUUCCUGGUUGGAGGGGAGAAGCCACUUGUUUUGGACCAAGACUGUAUGACUCUGUGCUCUCGGGACCUCAGACUAGAAAAGCGCACCCUGUUCAGACUGGACUUGGUUCCCAUCAACCGAUCAGUGGGUCUGAAAGCGAAGCCUACGAAGCCGGUGACUGAAGUCCUGAGACCUGUUGUGGCCAAAUAUGGCCUGCACCUUUCUGACUUGGUGGCACGCAUUAGUGGAGAGUCUGAGCCUUUAGAUUUAGGUCUUCCUAUUUCCAACCUGGACGGCCUUCGAGUGGUAUUAGAUGUAGCAGAACAUUCUCCUGGAAAAGCAGACAAACAGAAAGUAGCUCCCUCUAAGAGUCACCUCCCGGCCUCUACAAGCAGAAACCAAUCAACAACAGGGGAGGACAGGCCAUCAGGGAAAGCCGGUUCAGCCCAUCCCCAAGGGGAAAACGGCAGGGCUGGGCCCAGCCUUGACACAAGCAGCCAGCCCUUGCCCAACCACUCUCUCUCUCUCCAUAAGGCUCCGGAGAAAAGAAAGCAGAAAAAGAUUAAUAUAGACGAAGCUGAAGAGUUCUUCGACCUCAUAUCCAAAGCUCAGAGCAACCGAGCAGACGACCAGCGAGGCCUGCUAAACAAAAACGACCUGCAGCUCCCAGACUUUCUGCGCCUGUCACCAGUGGCAACAAACCAGACUCCACCUGCUCCCCACAACCCUGAACCAAGUUGCUCCACCCCUAAUUCUCAUCACCCCAACAACGGCAGCUUCCCUCGGAGCGGUCACCGGGGCAAUAAGGCAAACGGCGGCGACAGGGGAGGAGGAGUAGGCGGCACCCACUUGCUUAAUGCAAGCCAUCAGUCCCAGAGCUUGGACUCUGGAAUGGGCACUGAGAGUGGAAGAGGGGAGAGAAGCAGACCACCUCCUCCAUUUCCUGGCACAGUCUCCCCCAUUCACCCAAGUCAGGGAGCCCAGCGAGGUCUCCUCCAGGACUCUGGCAGGGGAGAAUCAGUCCAGAUGCUGGAGGAGGACACUCUUUCCGAUCUGACUCUAGUGGGUGAGGGGGACAUUAACAGCCCCAGCCUCAACUACGUCACUCCCUCUUCCCUUCCCUGCAAACCCCACCCCCGUCCCAAAUCACAAGCACAGGAUGGUCGGCCUAGCUCAGGUACACCCCCAGUGUGAACUCUUUAAACUUUAAAGUUUCACCUCCUUUUUUUUUUCACCUGACUGUAAGCGGGACUGGAGUCCUGCCUGAGUCAGUAUGAACUUGACCGCUGUUUGUCUGUUGUUGAACAGUCCAAAAUGCAUCUAGAGCUCCUCCUCCCAUUUAACCAAAUAAUCCAGUGACUUUCAGUUAUAAAGAUCACUUUCUACAGUUUAUUACACAUCACAGCAUUUUCGCUCAGAUUUGUGUAAAAAUGCACACAACUAAUUACAAAAUAUAGCAUAGAUCAACAAUUAGUUCAUUUAGUCAAAGUAAAUACGUUGACUUGAUUAAGUGCUAUGUGUGCUACAUCCCUACUUUGCGUCCAGCAAUUCACUGUAAGUCAACAACAGAUCUAAGAUAAAAUAUGUCAGACACACAAAGUGAGGAAGAACGGAUGCAUUAAGCUUGAACAGAACUUGUCCCUGGAACUUUGUCUGCAUGGUGUGCAUCUGUGUGAACUUUUGAGCAGACUUGCUGUGGAUUUCUUUCUGGAGACGAAAACUUGAGGGCAGGUUGAGGAUGAAAUGGUUAUAACCGGUGCCAGACUUCAUCCUCUAGCCCCUCAAUGUACAGAUUCUAACAAUGCACUUUAGCCAAUUAUAAACAAGACUCGCCACAUUUUUUAAAAUAAUUUUACUCUCACUUCUUCUCUUUAACUUUUCAAGCAGUCACUGUGACUGCCAUCUUUCCAGAAAACCGUUCAUAUCUCUUAAGAGUCAGUAGGUGUUCCACAUUCAGAUCCAGCUGCAGCACAUUUCAGAUUUACAAGUGAGCCAUGUGAUAUUUGAACUUAUUACAAGCUUUUGAGCAUGCAGCAGGCCUGAUCUCAUUAUGGGUAGAGUAUGCAGAAGUAACAUUUACUCAGACUCUCUUUAAAGCACAGCAACUUCUGGGUUUUUACACCUAUUCUCUCACCUCAGGCAUUUCUCACAGAAUAUAAAAACAGGACGUGAGUGCUCGUGCAUCCAGUCUUGCAUUCUGACCAAAUGAUCCAGAAGCUUCUGUGGUAGAACAAUUCACUCUUCUUCUUCGUCAUUUCAUGUUCAGUCAACAGAUCGUUAAGCUGUCGCUUCUGUGCAGAGGCUGUGGUAGAAAGUAGAAUUGUACAAAUGAGUCAAAACCGUAAGAACUGCCGAAGGUUUUAAUAUGGCUUCUGUAUCAUCGAGAGUAUAUCACUUCAUCUCUCCUCCUCUUCAAAAUUACCUUCUAUCAGUUAAAAGUAUUAAUUUGUAUAUAGUCUACUUUGUGAAGCCACCAUAUUGCUGUAGUCAUUGUUGAAUUGCAAUACUGUUUCUUCAGUUGUGUCACAAUAGGAAUCAAUUCUCCUCUGUUCUGUUCAGCAAACUGUACUGUCUGUAAAUAGAUCAAAUAAAUGUUUUAGAGGUUAAACUCUGUGUUGAACUC
Molecule: messenger RNA, 6603 nt
Organism: Oreochromis aureus
Lineage: Eukaryota; Metazoa; Chordata; Actinopteri; Cichliformes; Cichlidae
Gene: rgs12b
Product: regulator of G protein signaling 12b
Exons: 19
Coding region: 555-5174 (1539 amino acids)
Biological process (GO): signal transduction
Molecular function (GO): protein binding; GTPase activator activity
Source: RefSeq, a predicted model, not a curated record